UGGAAAAUGCAGUGACCGUUCAACUCGCGAUAACGAUAACAAAAGUAUCUCAAGGUUGCUCGCAGUUGCAUUUCUGAUUAUACGCUCUUUUUCUCAGCCGCAGAGCGUAUUUCAACCGCAGCCGCAAAAACAAACUCAAACUCGCUGCUAAUCGCUGCAUAAAUUGCUGUUCGAAUUGAACAAUUGAACAGUCUCAGUUCGCAGCUCAGAUCGGAAAUAAGCUACAAAAGCCAGUCAAAGCAAAAAUCAAAUAAUAAAAAUAAUAACAGCAGCUGUUUGCAUUCGUGUGAUUUGAAGCUUAAAAAUGAGAUUGGUCAUCUUGGAAACCAGCGACUCGGUGGGCAAGUGGGCAGCCAAAUAUGUGAUGAAACGUAUCAAUGACUUCCAGCCGACCGCCGACAGAUACUUUGUGCUGGGCCUGCCCACGGGAUCCACUCCAUUGGGGAUGUACAAAGAACUGAUCGAGUUUCACAAGCAGGGCAAGGUGUCCUUUCAGUAUGUGAAAACCUUCAAUAUGGAUGAGUAUGUGGGACUGGCCAGAGAUCACCAUGAAAGCUAUCACUACUUCAUGUGGAACAACUUCUUUAAGCACAUCGACAUUGAACCCAAGAAUGUGCACAUUUUGGAUGGCAAUGCAGCUGAUCUGGUGGCCGAGUGCAAUAAGUUUGAGGAUCAGAUCCGCGAGGCUGGAGGAGUGGAGCUGUUUAUCGGUGGCAUUGGACCCGAUGGCCAUAUUGCCUUCAAUGAGCCCGGAUCCUCAUUGGUGUCCAGGACUCGUGUGAAAACUCUGGCGCAGGAUACACUAGAAGCGAAUGCCCGGUUCUUCGAAAACGAUAUGAGCAAGGUGCCCAAACAGGCUUUAACCGUGGGCGUUGGUACUGUGAUGGACUCUAACGAGGUGAUGAUCCUGAUCACCGGAGCUCACAAGGCAUUCGCCCUGUACAAGGCCAUCGAGGAGGGUGUGAAUCACAUGUGGACUGUUAGUGCCUUCCAGCAGCAUGCAAAUACACUGAUGAUCUGCGAUGAGGACGCCACCUUGGAGCUGAGAGUUAAGACCGUGAAAUACUUCAAGGGCAUUCUCAGAGAUCUAGACGAAGGCUCCCAACUGGAGGGCUACAAAAACUAAUUUUGCGUAAAGUAUGCCGCUUUAUUCUCCCUUUUCUACGCCAAACUGAACAUUUAGAGACCAAAGCUAGUUUUAAGUAAAUUAUAUUGACGCCUAGGAAUAUCUCUGCGAUCAAAAGAACCAAAAACUCUGCCAAGUAAUCGUGUUUGGAUGGAAGACUGCCUGCGGCUAUAUACUAGUUCUUAUAUGCUAGACUUUAAGUUAGCAUCAACCAGCUCAAAAUGAGAACAAAAUGUAAUAUU
This is a messenger RNA of Drosophila teissieri, 1368 nucleotides long. It is a transcript of the gene Oscillin, whose product is annotated as glucosamine-6-phosphate isomerase. NCBI's taxonomy places the organism in Eukaryota, Metazoa, Arthropoda, Insecta, Diptera, Drosophilidae. Gene Ontology annotation, biological process: carbohydrate metabolic process; N-acetylglucosamine catabolic process; N-acetylneuraminate catabolic process. Gene Ontology annotation, cellular component: cytoplasm. Gene Ontology annotation, molecular function: glucosamine-6-phosphate deaminase activity; identical protein binding. The transcript has 5 exons. The record is from RefSeq and is a predicted model, not a curated record. Bases 305 to 1126 code for a protein of 273 amino acids.